CACUUUACAGCUAAGAAGCAGACCCCGUGAUCACUAUUUACGGAAGUGUAUCCUCGCUUCGAAUUGAAGUCUGCUCACAGUCAUUUUUGUUGUGCUGUCAUGCAGAUAUUUCUUAAUUCUUCAGAGCUAAAUCGCUACCUUGAAAAACCUUUGCUCGGAAUUCAUUUAUCAAACGAGCUUCCGGUAACCCGGUUUGUAACACAUCCUAACUGCCAUUAGUAGCUAGCCUAAAUCGCACCAUGGGAGCGGAACAGAGCGGAGAUGCGGAGCACAAACAUUCCGAUUACAGCUCAUCAGUGGUGCCAUCUCCAGCAAAACAGAAGGCAAAGAUGGAUGAUAUUGUGGUUGUGGCUCAGGGGACUCAGUCAAUGCGAAAUAUCCACAACGACCCAGAUGUCAUCAAGCUUCAGGAGAUACCUACAUUUCAGCCGCUUCUGAAAGGAGUGCUGAGCGGCCAGACGUCACCCAGCAGCGUGUGCCUUGAAAGGCUGGACACCGCUCAGGUUCUGCAGCUCUGCAUCCGGUACCAGGACCACCUACACCAGUGUGCUGAGGCUGUGGCUUUCGACCAGAAUGCUCUUGUAAAGAGGAUCAAAGAGAUGGACAUAUCGGUGGAAACCUUGUUCAGUAUAAUGCAGGAACGCCAGAAACGGUAUGCCAAGUACGCCGAGCAGAUCCAGAAGGUUAACGAGAUGUCCAUGAUCCUGAGACGCAUCCAGAUGGGAAUCGACCAGACGGUGCCGCUGAUGGAGCGCCUCAACAACAUGCUGCCUGAGAGUGAACGCUUGGAGCCCUUCAGCAUGAGGCCUGAUGGGGAAUCCGCCACCAAGUAGACUCUUGAAAAUAAACACAGCUGCUUCCUACCUGAGUCUCCGUGCAGCUCUCCAUCCAGGAGGAACAGCAGCUCUGUCCAGCUGGAGAGAAUCUAAGACUUGUAACAUUUAAAGAAGGCCUGCAGCUUGGCUGUGUGUGAUUGGAGCUGCUUGGGUUCGUUCUCCAAGUCACAAACAAUUAUGUGUAUUCUUUUAUUUAUUGCAGCCGGGUUUGCUGAACACACAUGCCAGUAAUCAAUAGAUCAGCAAAUACAUUUUCACACCUGCAAGCUGUCCUGAUCAAUAACCUUCUGGGUGCAUUCAUAGGUACAUGUGACCCAAGGGAAUCAAGCUGGGAGUUGUUGAGAUGUUUUGCAUGUUUUAAAGAUUCUGAUAUGAAUGUGAGCAACAUAAAAACAUCUAAAACUGCUGAUCUGGAGAUUUGUGGACAGCCUCCUAACACUUGCAAGCUGCUGCAUAAUUUGUGAUGCGUUAGUUUUGGAUCGUUACAAAUGUGUGUUUGUAAUCAUGAUGUUUGAGUUACUUUGUCAUUGUAUCCCAUCCCGGAAGUGCUUGUGUGCAUUCUUUGCGAUGUUAAAAUUUCAUUUUGGGAUAUAAAGAGCAAAAAGAA
Molecule: messenger RNA, 1443 nt
Organism: Oreochromis aureus
Lineage: Eukaryota; Metazoa; Chordata; Actinopteri; Cichliformes; Cichlidae
Gene: borcs5
Product: BLOC-1 related complex subunit 5
Exons: 5
Coding region: 240-833 (197 amino acids)
Biological process (GO): lysosome localization; positive regulation of anterograde synaptic vesicle transport; organelle transport along microtubule
Cellular component (GO): BORC complex; cytoplasmic side of lysosomal membrane; synaptic vesicle membrane
Source: RefSeq, a predicted model, not a curated record